GUCCGGUCAUGUGACCGAGCACCGAACGCGGAAGAGGAAGCGAAAGCGUUUACCGUCACCGUAAACAUGACAGAAGCGAAACCUACAAAGUGAGUUGACGGUUUAAGAUCACCGGUUUUAAGUUAAAUUAUAGCGCAGAAACUCGUCGAAAUUCGCUUUGUUUUGGGCCUGUGACUCGGAUGCGGCAGUGAUGGCAGUGAAUGUGUUGUCGGUCCUCCUGCUGAUGUGGGUUUGCUCGCAGGUCGACGGUCAGGAGGCGGUUCUGCACGUGUCUAAUGGAUCUACAGUCAGAGAAUACUGUCUACUGUACAACUCAACCUGGAGCAACAUCUCAGACAGCCUCAGCCAAGCUGUGUCCUAUCCGCUGCGGAGCCUGAUGUCCAGUCAGCUGUGUGUGAAGGGUCAGCAGGUGUCUCUGGAGGGUCAGGCUGUGGUGGUGAUGCGAGGCGGCUGUGACUUCAGUCAGAAGGCUCUGGUGGCUCAGGAUCUGGGUGCGUCUGUGCUUCUGAUCGCCAGCGUCAAUAAUCUGGUGACUCCGUCAGCGAACAACUCUGAGCUCAGUAAAGUGAAGAUUCCUCUGGCCCUCGUCAGACACCGGGAUGUUCUGGACGCGCUGCAGGUGUUUCCUCAGGGGAUGGAGGUGAAGUUAUACGCUCCUCCUUUUCCUCCGUUUGACGCCAGCAUCGUCGUCAUGCUGCUGAUCGCUGUGUUCACGGUGACGAUGGGCGGCUUCUGGAGCGGCGCGGCCGAGCGGCUGAAGCAGGCCGCGGGGCCGGAGUGUGACUCGACUGAUGGACGCUCUGACAGCAGUGAGCUCUCGCUCUAUUCUCCUCUGAAGGUGCUGCUGUUUGUGGCCAUGAUGUGUGUGAUGCUGGUGCUCAUGUACUUCUUCUACCGCUGGCUGGUUUAUGUGAUUAUCGUCAUAUUCUGCUUGGCAUCAGCCUCGGCGCUCUAUAACUGUCUGGAUUCACUGAUGACGGCGCUGGGCUGCAGCACGCUCAGUGUGUCCUGCGGAGAGAGAAGCGUUUCUGUGCGUUCACUGCUGAUCGCCGCCGUCUGCAUCACACUGUCUGUCAUCUGGGGAGUGUACAGGAACGAUGACAGGUGGAUCUGGAUUCUUCAGGAUCUGCUGGGAAUCGCGUUCUGCCUGAACUUCUUGAAAACCAUCAGCCUGUCCAACUUUAAGAUCUGCGUGAUUCUGCUCAGUCUGCUGCUGAUCUACGACGUCUUCUUCGUCUUCAUCACGCCGUUCCUGACGCCGAACGGAGAGAGCAUCAUGGUGCAGGUGGCUCUGGGCCCCGGCGCUGGAGGGAAGGGUGACGCGAUGGAGGUUCCAGGCGACAACUCAUCCUCCAACGAGAAAUUGCCGGUAGUGAUGCGUAUCCCACAGUUCUCUGCGCUCGCUCAGAAUCUGUGUAUGAUGCAGUUCUCCAUUCUGGGAUACGGUGACAUCAUCAUACCAGGUCUGCUGGUGGCGUACUGCCACAGGUUUGACGUGUGGAUGGGAAACUCCAGAAGAAUCUACUUCAUCUCCUGCGUCAUCGCGUACACCGUGGGUCUGGUGCUGACGUUCGCUGUGAUGCUGCUGUCUAAGAUGGGUCAGCCGGCGCUGCUCUACCUGGUUCCCUGUACACUCCUGACCAGCACCGUCCUCGCCUGCAUCCGCAAGGAGUUCAAACACUUCUGGAGCGGCUCCGGAACCUACCAGGUCCUGGAGGAGUCUAGGAAGCCCUUGUUAUCAGAUGGAGAUGCUGGACACGCCGGAGGAGUGAGGAGCUGCUGAUGUGAAGGGAAAUACGCCAGCUGUAAACCACGCUUCAUGAGGAUCUGAUGGAAAUGUUGUGUGUGUUUCUGAUCAUCAUCAUCAUCACUGGGACACUUUACUAAAAUGAUUCUUUAAGGGGCCUUAAAUAACCAGAUCAACCUGCUGUUUUUUGUCUUUCACUUUUUAUGUGAUAAUUUUAUAACAUUGGGAAUAUUUGACAGAAACUGAAUAUUUUAACACUCUAUCUGUGUAAUCAAAAUAAAUACAAAUCUGGAAACUAAACAGAGGAUGAUAGAUCAUUGCAGAGUCAGAGAGUGUGUUUCAAACACGUCCAGUCGUUCGUGUCGCUUGUUGCCUCUGUUUAGUCAAACCCGAUGACUGAAAGUGGACAUUUCAUUAAAUUAAUUAAAACAGUGGUGUGAUUGCUCUGUUAGUGUGGAUCCUGUGAAUAAACACUGAACUCUGGUGUGCAUCAGAGGAACUCUG
Onychostoma macrolepis is the source of this 2251-nucleotide messenger RNA. RefSeq lists its product as uncharacterized. The coding region runs from base 191 to 1783 and encodes 530 amino acids. The record is from RefSeq and is a predicted model, not a curated record. Gene Ontology annotation, molecular function: aspartic endopeptidase activity, intramembrane cleaving. Gene Ontology annotation, cellular component: lumenal side of endoplasmic reticulum membrane; lysosomal membrane; Golgi-associated vesicle membrane. NCBI's taxonomy places the organism in Eukaryota, Metazoa, Chordata, Actinopteri, Cypriniformes, Cyprinidae. Gene Ontology annotation, biological process: membrane protein proteolysis. The transcript has 16 exons.